AUGGAACUAGGGGCUUUUGUCGAGACGGAUGGCGCACACGAGUCCACAAGCCCAGCCCCCACAAACAAGGCCUCGCCCUCGUUCGAGCCCCCCCACAGCGCCCGCAGCCACGCCUCUUCGGUCUCGUCCGUGUCCACGCCGCUCCCCAAACGCAGAAUCUCGGUCGACAUCCCCCGCCUCCCGGACGAUAACGCGUACGAGGUGAUCAGCAACACCUCGUCCCUGCGCACCUCCGCAAUGGCCAUUCCCGAGCGGCCGCGGCCUUCUGGGGCGUCCAACUUGUCCACGAGCACCACAUCGUCCACAGCCUCGAUCCCGCUUCGAAUUAAGAAGUCCACGCCCGCAAACCCAGAGACAACAAGGACGGACGCCGUUUCUUUGUCGUUCAACCAGGGCGACGGUCUAGCAGACACAGACGGGUCGAUGAACGGCGACGGAGACCAGGGGAGCCAGGAGUCGGCCGCCGAGCAGCCUACCGUGCCCGCGCCGCCGCAGAACGCCACUUUCAUGUCCAGCAUCAAGAGCCUGGCGUCCAUGUCCAGACAGCAGGAGGUAGACACAACGGCCGACACAGUUUCCACGCUGGGCACUCCGAUGCGCAGCCGGUCGGAGGACGACACGAAAGGGGACGUCGAGGACGAAGGCAAGCUCGAGCACGUGGUCAACGGCCACACCGAGAUGCUCAGCUACCGGCGGUCCUCUCGCAGAGCAAAAAGCAGCAGCAUCUCGUCUCUUCCUAAAACGCCGCUCACCGAGGCCUCGAACGACAGCUUUGAGCGGUCGCCAGCAGAGUUCUCCAGCAAGCUCUACACCGACGAGAAGUAUCUGGACACACAGUACCGCUACGCGUCGUUGACGCGGAACGUCGAGUUCCACGAGCUCUUCAAAAACAUCCCGGACAGCGAGCGGCUUCUAGACGACUUCAGCUGCGCACUGAGCCGCGAAAUCCUCCUGCAAGGCCGGCUUUACGUUUCCGAGCACUAUCUCUGCUUCAACUCCAACCUGCUCGGCUGGGUGACCAGUUUGGUCAUUUCCCACGACGAGGUGGUUCACUUUGAGCGCAAGUCGACGGCAGGGCUGUUUCCGAACGGGAUAGUGAUCGAGACAAGAGACGGCAAGCACACCUUUGCGAGCUUUAUCUCGCGCGACUCGACGUUGAACUUCUUAGAGACCGUGUGGUCGAAAUCUGUGGCCCUGAGCAAGGCCAAGAACGAGCAGUCGCGCGCUCUGGAGCAGAUCGAGAGCAAUCUGGCUGCGCCGGCGAUCCAGCAGCUCUCGGAGGACGACGUCUUCACCAUCGACGAGAACGGUCCGUUGAUGGAUGGAGAGACGGAAGAGGAGGUGACCGCGGCUCCCGUGUACAGAAACGAGGGCCCCGACAACCACAGCGCCACAGAGUGCAGCUACGAGCCCGAGGCGCACGGCGAGUCGAUCAUCCUGGACAAAGUUUUCGCUGCGCCGAUGGGCGUGGUGUUCAACGUUCUUUUUGGCGAGAAAAUCACUUUCCAUAAGCACGUCAUGGAGUUGAGCGACGGGUACAAUUUCAGCGACUAUGGCGCGUUCAAAGAGAACGAGAACGAGGAGCUGGUGCGCAAGUUCGAGUACGAGAAAAAGCUCAACAACUCGAUUGGCCCGAAGUCGGCCAAGGUCGAGACCACAGAGCUCAUUCAGCACAAGGACUUCAACGGGUACGUGGAGGUGGUGAGCACUGCGUGCACGCCAAAUGUCCCCAGCGGGACUGCGUUCCACGUUGUCACGAGGUACAUUUUCACGUGGGCCGAGAAUAGCCACACACGGCUGAAAAUAAGCUACAAGAUAGUAUGGACCGGGUCGAGCUGGAUCAAGGGAGUUAUCGAGAAAAGCACCAAGUCGGGACAGCAGAAAACGGCCGACCUGAUCGGCGAAGAGCUCGACAAGAUUCUUCCAGAGAUCCAGACGGGCAGGCCGACGGAGAGCGAGGAGACAGAGCAGAAAGAGGACAUCUCUACGGAGCCGGCCCCAAAGCAGCCUGCGGGAUUCGUUCUCCUUCUGGAGCAACUGGCCGGCAACUGGCUCGCAGUGCUAGUGACCUUUAUUCUGCUGUUGCAGCUAUAUUUCCUGUACCGGAUGAAGUGUCUGAGCGAGAAGGUGGCGGAGAGCAUCGAGCUCAACGUGCAGCUUCUGAGACGCAUCGCGGAGCCCUAG
Messenger RNA from Ogataea haglerorum, 2184 nucleotides. RefSeq lists its product as uncharacterized. Gene Ontology annotation, cellular component: mitochondrion; cortical endoplasmic reticulum; plasma membrane. Gene Ontology annotation, biological process: intracellular sterol transport. Bases 1 to 2184 code for a protein of 727 amino acids. The record is from RefSeq and is a predicted model, not a curated record. The transcript has a single exon. Lineage: Eukaryota; Fungi; Ascomycota; Pichiomycetes; Pichiales; Pichiaceae. Gene Ontology annotation, molecular function: sterol transfer activity; sterol binding.